AUGGCGAAUCUGACAACCAGCUCACAAAUUUGCAUCAGAAUCGUCAUAGCUUUUCUCCAGUUCCUUUCAACUGUUCAAGCUGGUAACAAAGAAGAGAAAGAGCGAAUUAAAAGUGUGGCCAAAAUUCUGAAAGAGAUUUUCAAGAUUAGCCAAGAAAUGGUGGAAGAUGAUCAGAAACUUAGGAGGCCUGGUGGGAUUCUCGUAACUUUGUUUAGCACGCCUCAAGAUGAUAAUACUGAAGAACUUGAGGAGUCUGAGAAUGAACCUUGUAGCUCCACUGCACCAACUACUAAACGAACCUCUUCUUCAAAAGGAGGCGUAAUGGUGGCGGGUAGGAACAUGGCAAACUUACAGAAAGAUUUCAAACAAGCAGUAUUAAAGAAUGGAGGUCUCGAAUAUCUGGUUGGUCACAACAACCCCAAAAAGAGAAUCCAUGGCAUUAUUGGGAAAAUUUUCAACGAAGCUCUCGGGGUGAUUCGACAAGAAAAACCUUUCAGAUUUAACAUGAAGGACGUGGCUGAGACGCUCAAAACACUGGGGAACAAGGCCAUGGAAACCAAUUGUUACACCAAAGCUGCUGAAUUUUACAGUUGUGCUAUUGCAAUUAACGUGGACAAUGCUGUCUACUAUUGCAAUAGAGGGGCGGCAUUGAUUAAAAUGGGGAGGUUUCAUGAAGCCGUUCGUGACUGCUGUAAAGCAAUUAUCCUGAACCCUACCUACAUAAAAGCUUACUAUCGCUUAGGUUUAGCUUACAGUGAACAAGGAAAAUUCUUUGAUGCUAUAUGCGAUGGUUUCUUAAGAGUUUUGCAGCUAGAGGCCAUGAAUAAAGCUGCCUUGGCCCAAAUUGAGCUAGCAGAAGGCAGACUGAGUGAACAACUUUCUUGGUUGGACGAUAAGCUUGAAGAUCUGAGGAAAAGUGGUAUGAUUAGCCGAUGCCGGAAAGUAGGAAUCAAGGAAGGGACAACAAUAGUGUAUAAAGGGAAAGCAGAAGAUGGUGAUUCUGAGAAAUUUGUGUUGCUUGAAGACGAGGUCGAUACUUCCAACAUUAACAUUGAAGAAGAGACCAUGAGUAUUGCAGAAUUUAUCGACCUCUUCUCUAAUUCCAACAUGGCUCCUUAA
Molecule: messenger RNA, 1119 nt
Organism: Neltuma alba
Lineage: Eukaryota; Viridiplantae; Streptophyta; Magnoliopsida; Fabales; Fabaceae
Product: small glutamine-rich tetratricopeptide repeat-containing protein-like
Exons: 9
Coding region: 1-1119 (372 amino acids)
Biological process (GO): post-translational protein targeting to endoplasmic reticulum membrane
Cellular component (GO): membrane; TRC complex
Molecular function (GO): molecular adaptor activity; protein binding
Source: RefSeq, a predicted model, not a curated record